GAAAAAACAUCAUUCAGGAGCAAGAGUUUUACAGAAAUCUGUCGGAAAGAGGCAAACAAAACAAGAAGAGGAGGCAACGCAAGCAACAGCCAAAACAGGCGGCGGCGGCGAGCGAGGGAGCAGCGUUGCAAACCACCAGCUCCCCCUCUGGAGUCUCGUCUCGCUUCCACUCCACUGCGCUGUGCUCUUCCACUCCACUGCCUCCUCCCUCCCUCGCUCACACAGCUUCCAACGAUUCCAUUCCCAGCUCCCUCCCUCCUCUCCCCAACUUUUUCCUCCGUCCCCCGUUCCUCCCCUCCCAACCCAUUUCAAAUCGCACCAAAACCCCCCCGAGGACCUGCAGCGAGGCCUCCCCUCUCCGCGCUCGCCCUAGCCUAGCCAGGCAUCCGCCCCCCGCGUAGAUCCCCCAUUCCUCGGCCCCAUCGCUCUCUCGCCCGCCCGCCGCCGGCGGCCAGAUUCCGGAUCCGCCGGGAGGUCUCGUUCGGAGACGGGAGGCGCCGCCCGUGCCUGCCUGAUCGGUCGCUGAGACUUGGCGGCGGGUCCUGGCAUGGGAUUGCGGCGCCGGGGCAUUUCCCCGACCAGGCGGCGGGCGGCGGCCUAAGAUGCGAGGGCGGCUGGCCCGGGGUGUGGGGCACCAGCUCGGGGACCGCUUCUCGCCGUGCGCCGGCGUCCGCCUGCUCAUGCUGCCGGCCGCCCGGGGCCCUCGGCGACGGGCAUUGGGGCGCGCUCUUCCCGCGGGCUGCUGAGACGCGGACGCGCCGUGCCACCAGCCUCCCGCCGGCCAUGGGCAACAGCACGUCCCGCGUCGUCGGCUGCUUCGCGCCGCCCGACAAGGCCGGCGGCGUCGACCUCGACUUCCUCGAGCCGCUCGACGAAGGGCUCGGCCACUCCUUCUGCUACGUCCGCCCGGGCGGCGGCGCCGCCGCAGACUCGCCCGCGAUCACGCCCUCCAACUCCGAGCGCUACACGCUCGAUUCCAGCGUCAUGGACUCGGAGACCCGCAGCGGGUCCUUCCGCCAGGAGCCUGCCGACGACCUGGCCGCCGCCGCCGCCGCUGCCGCCGGUCUGCAGCGGCCCUGCAGGAGCUUCGGCGAGACUACCUUCCGGACCAUAUCGGGGGCCUCCGUCAGCGCGAACGCGUCCUCCGCCAGGACGGGCAACCUCGCCGUCUCCCUCGCCGGUGACGUGCAGGAGCCCGCCGCCGCGUUCGAGAGCACCGCCUCCUUCGCCGCCGUGCCCUUGCAGCCGGUGCCGCGAGGCUCGGGGGCGCUCAACACCUUCCUGUCGGGCCCGCUGGAGAGAGGAUUCGCGUCCGGCCCGCUGGACAAGGGCUCCGGCUUCAUGUCUGGGCCAUUGGACAAGGGAGCCUUCAUGUCAGGCCCCAUCGAUGGUGGCAGCAGAAGCAACUUCUCAGCACCUCUUUCCUAUGGCGGGAGGAAGGCUCGUCUCGGGCGUCUUGUACAUAGGAUCAGCAGACCCAUGAAAACCGCAUUGUCCAGAACAUUCAGCAGGAGCUCACAAAAUCCAGGCUGGGUUCAAAAGUUUCUCUCGCAUCCUAUGACUCAACUGCCCUGGGCAAGGGACGCAAAGUCCAGAUCAGAAGGCUCACAGAAUGGCUUGGAACCCGGGAUACCUGAACAUGAGUAUAAUGUGACAAGGAACCUUCAGUGGGCUCAUGGAAAGGCAGGGGAAGAUAGGGUGCAUGUUGUUCUAUCCGAAGAGCAAGGAUGGCUAUUCAUUGGAAUUUACGAUGGUUUUAGUGGCCCUGAUGCACCUGACUUUCUAAUGAGCACUCUAUACAAGGCCAUCGAUAAAGAACUGGAAGGACUGCUCUGGGUCUACGAAGACAGCUCUGAAAGGAGUGAUCAUGUAUCUACUCAUGAAGAGGGUGAAUCAGUUGCUGCUUCUGUGGAUGCUCCUCAUGGUGAUAGUGACCAGUUCCAGAGUGACAGUGGGAAACAAGAACAAGUUGGUAAUUUUGGAAAACAAAAUAUUUCACCUGGAAAGGGUUGUGAUGAAAGUGUCUUGCAGGUUCAGCCAAACUGUACCAGCAGUGAAGAGAAAAAUUUGGCUACACAGGGUUCAACUAGUGAGAAGUUGGCCAGGGAUGAGAUAGUUGAGGAAAUGGCUGGAGCUGAUCUGGGAAAUGAUCUCCAAAGUAGAGAAUCUCAAAACUCAAACAGAGGUCUUUCAGAUACAGAUCUAAACAACAAUUGUAGCUGUGCAACAGAAACCACUUCCUAUUGUGAUCAGCAUGCCAAAUUCUUGAAAGAAAACAGAAAGAGCAAGCGUCUUUUUGAGCUUCUUGAGAUGGAAUUGCUAGAAGAUUAUAACAAAAGGUUAUCUAAGGCAUCACCAAAGGAAAGGAAAAUACCGAACUUGCAUGUUACACAGGCGGGCACUGCAGAAGUGUUCUCAAGAAACACAGCUGAAGUCUCCAGGUGUUCAUUGGCAGCAACUGGAGAAUGUUUUGAUGAUUCUGAAGAUCUUGGAAGUUCAAGACACGCUGAUAGUGUACUUGGCAUAGAUAUUAAAGAGUGUACUGGGUGUUCCAUAUCUACAUCUUCAUCAGGGCACAAGCAAGUUACGAGAAGAUUUGUGUUCGGAUCAAAGUUGAGGAAGAUGUACAAAAAGCAAAAAAUGCUGCAAAAGAAGUUUUUCCCGUGGAACUACGAUUGGCACAGAGAUCAACCUCAUGUUGAUGAAAGUGUUAUAAAAUCUUCAGAGGUCACUAGGAGAUGUAAGUCAGGGCCCGUAGAGCAUGAUGCUGUAUUGAGGGCGAUGUCACGGGCGCUGGAAACGACAGAGGAAGCAUACAUGGAUAUUGUGGAAAAUGAGCUUGAUAGACACCCAGAACUUGCAUUAAUGGGUUCUUGUGUCCUUGUAAUGUUAAUGAAGGACCAGGAUGUAUAUGUCAUGAAUCUUGGGGACAGCCGAGCUAUCUUGGCACAGGACAAUGAUCAGUACAAUAGCUCAAGUUUCUCAAAAGGAGAUUUACGACAUCGAAACAGGUCAAGGGAGUCACUUGUUCGUGUUGAACUUGAUAGGAUAUCGGAAGAGUCGCCGAUGCAUAAUCCUAACAGUCACCUAAACAGCAACACAAAAGCUAAGGAACUGUCAAUAUGUAGACUAAGAAUGAGAGCGGUGCAACUGUCAACUGACCAUAGCACGAGUAUUGAGGAGUUGAAUUUGUCUUGGCGACAGCCAGGGGUAUGGCCUUCCCCGGGACUGACAACAUUAUUAUCAUAUUAUCAUCUAGAGAACUUAUUGCUUGCUAGUUUGACGGUAGCCUUAUAUUGUCCGAUCUUUAGAUUUGAAGUCUUGAGGAUUAAAGUAGAGCAUCCUGAUGAUCCCCAUUCUGUCUUUAAUGAUAGAGUGAAGGGACAGCUGAAGGUUACUAGAGCUUUUGGUGCUGGUUUUCUAAAGAAGCCAAAAUUUAACGAGGCACUACUUGAGAUGUUCAGCAUCGACUAUGUUGGAACAUCACCAUAUAUCAGCUGCAACCCUUCUGUACUUCACCAUCGUCUCUGUGCAAAUGAUCGGUUUCUUGUACUGUCCUCAGAUGGAUUGUAUCAAUAUUUCAGCAAUGAUGAGGUAGUUUCGCAUGUGUUGUGGUUCAUGGAAAAUGUACCAGAGGGAGACCCAGCGCAAUACCUUGUAGCUGAACUUCUUUGUCGGGCAGCCAAGAAGAAUGGAAUGAAUUUUCACGAGCUACUGGAUAUCCCCCAGGGUGAUCGUCGGAAAUACCAUGAUGAUGUUUCUGUUAUGGUAAUCUCACUUGAAGGAAGAAUCUGGCGAUCUUCUGGAUGAGUGUUGAAACAUGACCUGGUCUGUUCCUUGCAGCCUUGCUUAGUGUAGUAAAUCGACUCAAUCAGGAAAGGCACCAAUGUCUUGCUGUCUUUAUUUUUCAACCAUGUUCAAAUUCUGGCAAUCCAUGUGCCUUCUCUGUCUUAUACGUUUUGGAUUUGCGCUGCAUUCUUGGGCAGUCCGAAUUGACGUAUACAUGUUUUUCUCUUUUGUUAUUAGGAAGAAAAGGUUCUUUGGAGGGCAGAUAUGUUUUCCCGGUGUUCCCUUAAAAUUUAUUUUUGUAUUGUGGGGUUAUUAUUUUAUUUUUUCUAUUUUUUUACAUUUGCUAAAAAAAGGACCGUUCUUUUCUGAGUUGGGGCACAGCCGCACAGGUGACGGGUGUCCAUGGUGUUGUGGAUCGAUGCUAAGCAAUUAUGCAUUAUGUUUAUGUGAUAAAUUGUUUUGGGGCGUAGGGGCUGUAUGCAUUAUGUUUAUGUGAUAAAUUGUUUUGGGGCGUAGGGGCUGGAGGGUUCCAUGAUACAGUUGUUUAUUUUUGUUUACGUAAUGAA
Molecule: messenger RNA, 4355 nt
Organism: Zea mays
Lineage: Eukaryota; Viridiplantae; Streptophyta; Magnoliopsida; Poales; Poaceae
Product: protein phosphatase 2C 32
Exons: 5
Coding region: 784-3810 (1008 amino acids)
Biological process (GO): protein dephosphorylation
Molecular function (GO): protein serine/threonine phosphatase activity
Source: RefSeq, a predicted model, not a curated record